Molecule: messenger RNA, 690 nt
Organism: Humulus lupulus (European hop)
Lineage: Eukaryota; Viridiplantae; Streptophyta; Magnoliopsida; Rosales; Cannabaceae
Product: small ubiquitin-related modifier 1-like
Exons: 3
Coding region: 204-521 (105 amino acids)
Biological process (GO): protein sumoylation
Cellular component (GO): nucleus
Molecular function (GO): ubiquitin-like protein ligase binding; protein tag activity
Source: RefSeq, a predicted model, not a curated record
ACGAAGACAUAUUUCCAAGAAAAAAUAUCAACAGUGAGAUUAAUAAAUUUUCGAAAAAAGAAAAAGGUUAGAGAGAGUGAAAUCUGUCUAUAUAAUUUAUAAAAAACAAAAAGAAAGAAAAGAAAAUCAUUCAAGUAGAAAGAGCUCUUUUCUUCAAAAUUGAAAACAAGACAGUGAAAUUGCUGUUGAAAAGCAAAAAAAAAAUGUUUAGCAGAACCAACUCCAACGAUGAAGGGGAAAAGGAAAACGGUAAGAACCCUAAUGAUGUUCAAUCAAUGCAAAUCACCCUCAAAGUGAAAGGCCAGGAUGACUGUGAACUGUCGUUUAAGAUGAAGAGAACUGCCCCUCUUGAGGUUCUUAUGAAGCGUUAUUGUGAAGAAAUGUAUUUGGACAUCAAAUCUCUUGUCUUCCUUUACGAUGGUCGCUACGUUAAACCCUUCCACACUCCAGAAAAGUUGGGAAUGGAAGAGGAUGACCUAAUCGAUGCAAUGCUCCACAUGAAUGGAGGUGCUAUCAUUUAGAGCAAAAUUUAUUUGUUGUAAUAAAGCUAAGCUAUGCUAAUGUUGUGGAGUCUCUUGUGUGCUUAUUCUACCUGUUUGAAAUUAUGUAGGGUUUCCCCCCAACUAUAUAGUUUUACAAUUGCUGUUAUUUGUAUAAUUUCUAAUCUACUUAUUUCUUUUUAACAUUACA